Molecule: messenger RNA, 175 nt
Organism: Dentiscutata heterogama
Lineage: Eukaryota; Fungi; Glomeromycota; Glomeromycetes; Diversisporales; Gigasporaceae
Source: the annotation of a GenBank genome assembly
GGCUGUGCGGUUAAAAAAAAUGGCACCACCACCCAGAGUUGCCAAGUACGAAUUUUCUAGUGAUAUCAUUAAUCAGCAAAUAAAUGACAGUUUUGAAGAUAAAAAUGAACCGGAUUCGGAACUUUUGGCCGGAGAGGGUAGCAUUACAGGAAUAGCGGAGAUUGACGAAUUGAAG